GAGAAGAAACCAGAAACCAUGAACUGGUCUGGCUUUGAAGACCUCCUCGGUGGAGUGAACAAAUACUCCACCGCCUUUGGACGUAUCUGGCUCUCCGUAGUCUUCAUCUUCCGGUUGCUGGUCUACUUAGUGGCUGCUGAGAAGGUCUGGGGAGAUGACUCCAAGGACUUUGACUGCAACACACAGCAGCCCGGCUGCCCCAAUGUCUGCUAUGAUCUCUACUUCCCCAUCUCCCACAUCCGUCUCUGGGCUUUGCAACUCAUCCUUGUGACUUGUCCUUCUUUGAUGGUUGUCAUGCACGUCGCCUACCGGGAGGCCAAGCUGAGGAAACAUUUGGAGAAAGUUGGCCACGAUGCUAGGCCACGCUAUCCCCCAGGCAAGAAGCGUGGGGGCUUAUGGUGGACCUACUUCAUCAGUCUCCUUACCAAAGCUUUCGUAGACAUUAUUUUCCUCUACAUCUUCUACCGAGUGUACCCAGACUACAGGCUCCCCACUCUGGUGAAAUGCGGCCUGCCCCCUUGUCCGAACAUGGUUGACUGCUACAUCGCUAGGCCAACAGAGAAGAACAUGUUUACCCUUUUCAUGAUCAUAACAGCCUGUAUCUGCAUUCUCCUAAGCCUCGCCGAAGCCCUCUACCUUGUUGGAAAGAGGUGUAAGGAGAACCUUCAGGUCAGAAGCGAAAGUCACAGUAGACACGACGGCGAGGUAUUCUCCCUCAGAAAAGACCCUCUCAGCAAACAGGACAGAGUUGAAGUGGGUCCUCAGGUCUUCCGAGGGACAGAUUACAAGCCAUACACCUCACCCCUCAUCAAUGUCACCGAAUGUGACGAACCAGAGCCAUCCAAGCAGGAAAAGCUAGGGUAGCUUCUCCAAUGGGGUGGACAGAGGCUGUAAGGCAGGAUCAGAAUGACCUUCAUCCCCUGUCAACACCUUGUAUCUGCUACAGGGAGGAUGUGAAUGGGAUGGAAAGGGGGUAAAUCAGCAGGGAAAACAGAUUACUAGUCCAAUGUUUCACCCUGGCUCUAGUGACCUAUGUCAGCCAUUAAGGCAUUGAGCUGGGGGUUGGACUCAAUAGCCUUAUAGGCCCCUUCCAACUCAGGUCUUCUAUGAUUCUGUGAAUAUCUCAGGUUUUAGGGUUUCCCAGGGCCCAUAUUUAAUUUAAGGACACCAUGAGUGGGACCUCAACAAAGUGUGAUCGCAUGGACGCUUUGCUCAUAUUUAGGAUUUACAGCCAGGCAGUCACUUCCUCUGCCAGGAUAUUACCUUUUCUUUCUGUGCGGUUUUCUGUCCACCCCUCGGAACAUUUGGUUAGCUUCCUAUGGCGACUGAACAAAUCGGUUUACAAGGGGCAGUUUUGGGAUUUCCUCCCCACCUCUCUCCUGCUCGCUUUUA
Molecule: messenger RNA, 1392 nt
Organism: Pogona vitticeps (central bearded dragon)
Lineage: Eukaryota; Metazoa; Chordata; Lepidosauria; Squamata; Agamidae
Product: gap junction beta-5 protein
Biological process (GO): cell-cell signaling
Cellular component (GO): connexin complex
Molecular function (GO): gap junction channel activity
Source: RefSeq, a predicted model, not a curated record